This is a messenger RNA of Bombyx mori (domestic silkworm), 8412 nucleotides long. RefSeq lists its product as uncharacterized. Gene Ontology annotation, biological process: metaphase/anaphase transition of mitotic cell cycle; anaphase-promoting complex-dependent catabolic process; protein K11-linked ubiquitination. Bases 219 to 6479 code for a protein of 2086 amino acids. The transcript is spliced from 17 exons. The record is from RefSeq and is a predicted model, not a curated record. Gene Ontology annotation, cellular component: anaphase-promoting complex. Gene Ontology annotation, molecular function: molecular adaptor activity. NCBI's taxonomy places the organism in Eukaryota, Metazoa, Arthropoda, Insecta, Lepidoptera, Bombycidae.
CGGGCGGGCGCGAGCACGUCGCCAGCAGCACGCCGCGGGCACGCGCGCCCCCGCACCGCCCCCACGCCGCCGCCGUGCUGCAGCUGUGUCAGCGAGGUAUCACGACGCGGGACAUAGACAACCUGCCGCCGGCCGUGGCGCUGCUGCUGCUGAGCGUGUUCAGCCGCUGCAAGGCGGAGCCGCCGCUGGACUGGCCGGCGGAGGCCUACAACCUGGUCAUGAGGGAGGACUUGGCUAUCCAGGCGGAAAUAGCCGAAACCAUCAAAAACAACAGAGAUUAUUUGGAAACGCUCGCGCUAGAAGUGGCGGAGAAGGAGACGGCGUACACGCAGGCCGGCGGCGCCGCGGAGGAGCUGCCCCGGGGCGACGACGGCGACGCCAGCACGGGCAUGGAGCACCUCAACACGAAGCUCUUGGGUCUGCUGUACCCCGACGACCGCAGGAUGGCGGAAGUGUUGAACCUGCUGCAGUCGUCGCAGCCCGUCACCGUCAACCUCACGCAGCGUCCCGAGGUGUCCGACCACGACUUCAUCGAGGAGCAGGAGAAGUACCUGUACGCCGUCAGCACCAGGACCAUGGCCCUGCCAGUGGCGAGGGGCAUGGCGACGCUCCGCACGUCCCCGUGGGCGUGCACGGAGCCGGCCCGCGUGGCGCGCACGUGCGUGUGGGCGCGCGGGGGGGCGCCGCACGCCGAGCUGUCCCCGCAGGCGCUGUGCUGGCCCUCCUUCCACAGCGGCGUGGCCACCGCGCUGUGCCUCGUGCCGCUCGUGCCCACCUCCAUCGACACCGCCUUCGUGCUCUAUAACAAGCCCAGGGGCACCGCAGAGAUGUCGAGCGAACACGCCGGCUUCCUCAUGGGGCUGGGCCUCAACGGGCACCUGCGGGACAUGCCCUUCAUGAACAUCUACGAGUACCUGGUCAAGUGCAACGAGAUGAUCAGCAUCGGCCUGCUGCUGGGCCUGGCCGCCACCUACAGGGGCACAAUGGACGUCCAAGCUACCAAAAUGCUCAGCAUCCACCUGGAGCCGCUGCUGCCCCCCACGUCGGUGGAGCUGGACAUACAGCAGAACAUCCUGGUGGCGGCGCUGAUGGGCGUGGGGCUGCUGUACCAGGGCACCGCGCACGCGCACUACACGCAGGUGCUGCUCAACGAGAUCGGCAAGCCGCCGGGCCCGGAGGCGGAGAGCUGCGUGGAGCGCGAGGGCUACGCGCUGGCGGCCGGGCUGGCGCUGGGGCUGGUGUGCGCGGGCGCGUGGCGGGACGUGCCGCGCCGCGUGCCGCACGCGCUGCGCACCUACAUGCUGGGCGGCGACCGGCCCGCCGCGCACGGUCAGUGCACCCUCCCUCUCUACUAUACUCCUACUGCGACUGCGUGGAGCGCGAGGGCUACGCGCUGGCGGCCGGGCUGGCGCUGGGGCUGGUGUGCGCGGGCGCGUGGCGGGACGUGCCGCGCCGCGUGCCGCACGCGCUGCGCACCUACAUGCUGGGCGGCGACCGGCCCGCCGCGCACGGUCAGUGCACCCUCCCUCUCUACUAUACUCCUACUGCGACUGCGUGGAGCGCGAGGGCUACGCGCUGGCGGCCGGGCUGGCGCUGGGGCUGGUGUGCGCGGGCGCGUGGCGGGACGUGCCGCGCCGCGUGCCGCACGCGCUGCGCACCUACAUGCUGGGCGGCGACCGGCCCGCCGCGCACGGUCAGUGCACCCUCCCUCUCUACUAUACUCCUACUGCGACUGCGUGGAGCGCGAGGGCUACGCGCUGGCGGCCGGGCUGGCGCUGGGGCUGGUGUGCGCGGGCGCGUGGCGGGACGUGCCGCGCCGCGUGCCGCACGCGCUGCGCACCUACAUGCUGGGCGGCGACCGGCCCGCCGCGCACGGUCAGUGCACCCUCCCUCUCUACUAUACUCCUACUGCGACUGCGUGGAGCGCGAGGGCUACGCGCUGGCGGCCGGGCUGGCGCUGGGGCUGGUGUGCGCGGGCGCGUGGCGGGACGUGCCGCGCCGCGUGCCGCACGCGCUGCGCACCUACAUGCUGGGCGGCGACCGGCCCGCCGCGCACGGUCAGUGCACCCUCCCUCUCUACUAUACUCCUACUGCGACUGCGUGGAGCGCGAGGGCUACGCGCUGGCGGCCGGGCUGGCGCUGGGGCUGGUGUGCGCGGGCGCGUGGCGGGACGUGCCGCGCCGCGUGCCGCACGCGCUGCGCACCUACAUGCUGGGCGGCGACCGGCCCGCCGCGCACGGUCAGUGCACCCUCCCUCUCUACUAUACUCCUACUGCGACUGCGUGGAGCGCGAGGGCUACGCGCUGGCGGCCGGGCUGGCGCUGGGGCUGGUGUGCGCGGGCGCGUGGCGGGACGUGCCGCGCCGCGUGCCGCACGCGCUGCGCACCUACAUGCUGGGCGGCGACCGGCCCGCCGCGCACGGUCAGUGCACCCUCCCUCUCUACUAUACUCCUACUGCGACUGCGUGGAGCGCGAGGGCUACGCGCUGGCGGCCGGGCUGGCGCUGGGGCUGGUGUGCGCGGGCGCGUGGCGGGACGUGCCGCGCCGCGUGCCGCACGCGCUGCGCACCUACAUGCUGGGCGGCGACCGGCCCGCCGCGCACGGUCAGUGCACCCUCCCUCUCUACUAUACUCCUACUGCGACUGCGUGGAGCGCGAGGGCUACGCGCUGGCGGCCGGGCUGGCGCUGGGGCUGGUGUGCGCGGGCGCGUGGCGGGACGUGCCGCGCCGCGUGCCGCACGCGCUGCGCACCUACAUGCUGGGCGGCGACCGGCCCGCCGCGCACGGUCAGUGCACCCUCCCUCUCUACUAUACUCCUACUGCGACUGCGUGGAGCGCGAGGGCUACGCGCUGGCGGCCGGGCUGGCGCUGGGGCUGGUGUGCGCGGGCGCGUGGCGGGACGUGCCGCGCCGCGUGCCGCACGCGCUGCGCACCUACAUGCUGGGCGGCGACCGGCCCGCCGCGCACGGUCAGUGCACCCUCCCUCUCUACUAUACUCCUACUGCGACUGCGUGGAGCGCGAGGGCUACGCGCUGGCGGCCGGGCUGGCGCUGGGGCUGGUGUGCGCGGGCGCGUGGCGGGACGUGCCGCGCCGCGUGCCGCACGCGCUGCGCACCUACAUGCUGGGCGGCGACCGGCCCGCCGCGCACGGUCAGUGCACCCUCCCUCUCUACUAUACUCCUACUGCGACUGCGUGGAGCGCGAGGGCUACGCGCUGGCGGCCGGGCUGGCGCUGGGGCUGGUGUGCGCGGGCGCGUGGCGGGACGUGCCGCGCCGCGUGCCGCACGCGCUGCGCACCUACAUGCUGGGCGGCGACCGGCCCGCCGCGCACGGUCAGUGCACCCUCCCUCUCUACUAUACUCCUACUGCGACUGCGUGGAGCGCGAGGGCUACGCGCUGGCGGCCGGGCUGGCGCUGGGGCUGGUGUGCGCGGGCGCGUGGCGGGACGUGCCGCGCCGCGUGCCGCACGCGCUGCGCACCUACAUGCUGGGCGGCGACCGGCCCGCCGCGCACGGUCAGUGCACCCUCCCUCUCUACUAUACUCCUACUGCGACUGCGUGGAGCGCGAGGGCUACGCGCUGGCGGCCGGGCUGGCGCUGGGGCUGGUGUGCGCGGGCGCGUGGCGGGACGUGCCGCGCCGCGUGCCGCACGCGCUGCGCACCUACAUGCUGGGCGGCGACCGGCCCGCCGCGCACGGUCAGUGCACCCUCCCUCUCUACUAUACUCCUACUGCGACUGCGUGGAGCGCGAGGGCUACGCGCUGGCGGCCGGGCUGGCGCUGGGGCUGGUGUGCGCGGGCGCGUGGCGGGACGUGCCGCGCCGCGUGCCGCACGCGCUGCGCACCUACAUGCUGGGCGGCGACCGGCCCGCCGCGCACGGUCAGUGCACCCUCCCUCUCCACUAUACUCCUACUGCGACUGCGUGGAGCGCGAGGGCUACGCGCUGGCGGCCGGGCUGGCGCUGGGGCUGGUGUGCGCGGGCGCGUGGCGGGACGUGCCGCGCCGCGUGCCGCACGCGCUGCGCACCUACAUGCUGGGCGGCGACCGGCCCGCCGCGCACGGUCAGUGCACCCUCCCUCUCUACUAUACUCCUACUGCGACUGCGUGGAGCGCGAGGGCUACGCGCUGGCGGCCGGGCUGGCGCUGGGGCUGGUGUGCGCGGGCGCGUGGCGGGAUGUGCCGCGCCGCGUGCCGCACGCGCUGCGCACCUACAUGCUGGGCGGCGACCGGCCCGCCGCGCACGGUCAGUGCACCCUCCCUCUCUACUAUACUCCUACUGCGACUGCGUGGAGCGCGAGGGCUACGCGCUGGCGGCCGGGCUGGCGCUGGGGCUGGUGUGCGCGGGCGCGUGGCGGGAUGUGCCGCGCCGCGUGCCGCACGCGCUGCGCACCUACAUGCUGGGCGGCGACCGGCCCGCCGCGCACGGUCAGUGCACCCUCCCUCUCUACUAUACUCCUACUGCGACUGCGUGGAGCGCGAGGGCUACGCGCUGGCGGCCGGGCUGGCGCUGGGGCUGGUGUGCGCGGGCGCGUGGCGGGACGUGCCGCGCCGCGUGCCGCACGCGCUGCGCACCUACAUGCUGGGCGGCGACCGGCCCGCCGCGCACGGCGGGCAGCGCGAGCGGUGCAAGCCGGGCGUGAACCUGGACGUGACGUCCCCGGGCGGCACGGUGGCGCUGGGCCUGCUGUACCUGCGCGCCGGCCGCCGCGCCCCCGCCGCCUGGCUGCAGCCGCCCGACACCGCCUACCAGCUCGACUACGUGCGCCCGGACCUGCUCAUGCUCAGGGUCAUCGCGCGAGGCCUAAUGUUGUGGGACUCCAUAGAAGCCAGCGAAGAGUGGAUCGAGGAUCAAGUUCCAGAAACGAUAAAGCCAUACUGCUUCGUCAAACCGACCGAGGACAACAUCGAUUAUGAAGCUAUGAACCAGGCGUACUGCAACAUCGUGGCGGGCGCGGCGUUCGCGCUGGGGCUGCGGUUCGCGGGGUCGGGGGACGCGGACGCGCGCGACGCCGUGCUGCACCACGCGCGCGCGCUGGCCGCGCUGGCCGACACCGCGCUGGCCGAGCUGGCCGGCCGCUCCACGCUCGAGUACACGCUGUGCGUCUGUCUGCUGGCCGCCGGCAUGAUAAUGGCGGGUCGCGGCGACCUGUCCCUGCUGCGCAUGUGCCGGAGACUGCGCGCCCGCGUGCCCGCGCCCGGCGCCGCCGCGCCGCCGCUCACGCACGGUGGGCAGAUGGCGAUCCACUGCACCAUAGGGCUGCUGUUCCUGGGCGGCGGGCGGUGCACGCUCAGCACCACGCCCACCGCCGUGGCCGCGCUGCUGGCCGCCUUCUUCCCCAAGUUCCCGACGCACAGCGAGGACAACCGGUACCACCUGCAGGCGCUGCGGCACCUGUACGUGCUGGCCGUGGAGCCGCGCCUGCUGCUGCCGCGGGACAUCGACACCGGCGAGCUGUGCUACGCUCACAUACAGGUCAUCGACCUGCAGGGCUCAGUGCGGCAGAUGAAGGCGCCGUGCAUCCUCCCCGAACUGGACAAGCUGAAGGAGGUCAAGAUUGACGACCCUCGGUACUGGCCCAUCACCUUCCAGAGGGACAGGAACUGGGACCAGCUCAAACUGUUCCUGGAGUACACGUGGUGUGUGGAAGUGAAGCAGCGCGCCGGCUGCCUGCCGCACCGCCACGACCCGCACGGCUUCCUCACCAUGCUGGCGCAGUCGCUCACCCUGGACAAGGCCAACACCUGGUCCAUCAUCACCCAGAACAUCGAGCUGUUCACCAACGACGACAAGAUCCGCAGCUUCGCCAAGCGCUACCUGUGGGCGGAGGCGGCGCGCGGCUGCGGGGAGUGCGGGGAGUGCGGGGAGUGCGUGCCGGCGCAGCGGCGGCGGCGCGGGGGGCGGGGGGAGCCGCGCCUGUGGAGGCCGUGCGAGUGCCGCCGGUACUCCAAGGACGAGCAGGACUACGUGCAGGCGCUCAACAUGGUCACCUACGAGUGCGUCGUCAAGGACAUCCUGUGCGCUCUGCCCAUAUGGACUACUUUUUUGAAGAUAAUAAAGACAAUGAAGACGGAUCCGUCGGCGUACCACACGUGGCAGAUGAAGCUGCUGCUGUCGCAGGUGGAGCAGCUCGACAAGCGCAGCACGGCCGAGAUGAAGGUGGACGGGCUGGAGGCGCACAGCGAGCCGCUCGUCUCCGCGGAGUUCACGCUCGCCAUCAAGCAGAAGGUGGCGCUCGCCUUCGACGCCUUCGAGCUGAGGCUGACCCCGUACCUGCGCAAGUACGUGGGCCUGCCGAGCAGCAGAGACUUCAAUAACUGCGAGCCCUUGCUCAAGAAGGCCCUGUCCGCGUUCCUCGUGUACCACGACAUCAAGCGGGGAGAGCUGCGGGGCUGCGCGGGGGAGGAGGGGGGCGCGCUGGUGCUGGCGGGGGGCGCGGGGGGCGCGGAGGGGGCGGCGCGGCUGGGGGCGCUGCUGCGGUGAUGCUCGACGCUGCGCCGGGGCUACGUGACCCGGGCGCGGUGCCGCGGGGACUGCGUGCACGACUGGUGCUGACGGACGCACAGACGUACUUACUUGCUUUCAAUCUCAAUUUGUGUAAAAUGUUUGCUCAAGCUAGUACAGUUAGUACCGUAGAUUGGGGGGAAAAGGAACAAAUCUGGAUUGUCACAAUGCUUUUGUGGAGAUUUCAUUUUGUUAAAUUUUAAAGGACUUUUAUUUAGUGUUUAUGAAUAUUAAAUAGUGUAUUUUAGUCAUCAGAGUUUUGUAACUGAUUAAAGAUAUUGAAAAGUUGAUUAUCUAAAGGUAAGUACCUACCUAACAACUAAACGGUGCCAGCCCUAUCGAAAAACGUUAUUAUCCUCUACGUGACCCGAUUCACCCCAAAAGCCAAGCUAGUUUUUUUUUUUAAAGUUUUUGUGUAUAUUUUCCAAUUAACUAUGUAUAAUAAUGCAUCGUAUAUGCAAAUUUUAACCUCCGGAACCAUUUUAAUCUUAAUUUUAUUGGUAUUACCGUAAGAAAAACCGCUGAAAAUUUUUGUUGGAUUUGCAAAGCGUCCCGAUUCCCCCCAAUCUACUGUAACCAAAUAUUAUGCGUUUAACUAAUUCUCAGUCCACUAUAAAAUCAUUAAGAUUAAAUGUAUUAAUUAGUAUGAAUAUAAGCUAUAACACAAUUCUACUAAACGUGAAGAAGUUUUGUGACAAUGUUACUUAGUGUAUUUGUGUGAAAACCAUAUCCGUUUGUCGUUGAACUGACUUUUAUAUCAUUUCUAUAUAUUCGUCGGUCAUUAGUAUUAUGUUCUGCUAAACAAAUACAAUUGUUUAUUAAUAUUUUUAAUUAUCACAAGUAUCCGUCAGCGUAUAGGAAAUAAAAACUGUGUGAUGAGGAAAUGAAAAUAAGUUUUAUUCCGUGUCAAAAAGAGACUGGCGGUAGGACCUCUUGUGAGUCCGCAUGGGUAGGUACCACCACCCUGCCUAUUUCUGCCGUGAAGCAGUAAUGCGUUUCGGUUUGAAGGGUGUGGCAGCCGUUGUAACUAUACUGAGAUCUUAGGACUUAGAUGUCUAUGGGCUCCAGUCACCACUUAAUACCGGGUGGGCUGUGAGCUCGUUCACCCACCCAUCUAAGCAAUAAAUAAAAAAAAGAACACCCUAUAGUGUUGUGUUUGUGCGGAAAGGAAACAGAACACCCCCUAUAAGUCGCAAUAAAAAUAAAACAAUAAAUACUUAAAUCUCAAAACUAUGUGAGACAAUUAAUAUUAUAAUUAAAUUCCUUCAGUAAAUGUUUUACAUUCUUCACUAAACUUUUAUCAGUAAACGACUGAACUGACACUGACAAUGACAAAAUUACGAUUUCACUAAACAACUUGUGCUGGGUUGCGAUAAUAGGUUUUUUUUUUUUUUUAAAUUGGUAUUUGAUAAAUAAAUAAUAUUUGAGAUGUUGACAAUAUACUCCAGCAUGAUUCUUAAGCAAUAAAUAGAUGGACAGCGAAUCUACCAGCAUCCUCCAGCCGGAUAAGACGCUUGGGCCGUAGAAAUGGACAUGGCAGUGGACUUGACGGACAAUAGGCAAACGGCCUGUCUAUAUUGCAGCUCUGACGCUGACUACUCUUCACCCACUCGAAUUUCAACCUUCGGACCGGGAGCACAGUUCUAAAAAUUUCUAAUCCAAUCUUAACAUAAGUGACAAUAUGUAUUUUUAAAUUUUAAAUAAAACACAUGAAUGAAUAAAAUAGUCAUAUUUAUCCUGAUGAGAAUUUUAAGCCAAGCUAUUUAUUGGCUAUUGUGAUGCUGGGUCGUUCAAGUAAAUAGGUCGUCUUGAAGUCAGUGAAAAUUACAUUGAAAUAUUCCUCUACUUGACAAAAAAAUUCGAGUUAUAACAGUAAUGGCGUUUUAGAAAUAAAUAUAUUUUGUAAACAUGA